Molecule: messenger RNA, 364 nt
Organism: Caenorhabditis elegans
Lineage: Eukaryota; Metazoa; Nematoda; Chromadorea; Rhabditida; Rhabditidae
Source: the annotation of a RefSeq genome assembly
GGCAAAAGGAAAACUUAUGUGUGAAGGAAGGCCUGCAUCGGGAGUGAAAGUCAAAUUAAUGGAAUCUGACAAUAGUUUCCUGCCGGGAUUUCUUGACAGAGAUGAUAAGAUGGCAUCAGGAAAGGCUGACUCAAAUGGAGAAUUCAAUUUGAGUGGAUCUACCAAGGAAAUCACCGGAAUCGAGCCAUAUUUGGCUGUUUUCCAUGAUUGUAAGGACGGAAUUACGCCGUGCCAAAGAGUCCUCCGCAUCAAUAUUCCAAAAUCUUACGCCAACUGGGGAAGUUCUGCAGAGAAAACAUUUAAUGCUGGAAAUCUCGAACUUGCUGGAAAGUUUCCAGGAGAAACUAGAAGUUGUUUCAAUUGA